Molecule: messenger RNA, 355 nt
Organism: Entrophospora candida
Lineage: Eukaryota; Fungi; Glomeromycota; Glomeromycetes; Entrophosporales; Entrophosporaceae
Source: the annotation of a GenBank genome assembly
GCUGUUGAUGCAAUACCUGUCACAACAAAACAAGACAGGAAUAUUGAGGAAAUAAACAAUAUGCCAUGUCCCUCAGCCACCUCAAAUCCUAAAGCAUGGAAGAAAUGUAAUGCAGACUAUUGUAAUGAUGAAUUACCUAUACCAAAAACUCCAACAAUUCAAGGUGGUUGUGAAUAUGCAAAAUAUUGGGCUCAAACAGAUAUUGUCAAGCACCACAAGUAUUCUUGCUGUCCAUCAAUUGUCCUGGCCAUUGCAAGACCUUGGAUUUGUGUUCUCAGAGCCAUAUAUCUUGAAAAACCUGUGAUUGAGCUGCUAACUGAUUUUAUUCUUAUGAUGAAUCAGCCUGAAGAUGAUG